AUGGGCCCCCCGUCCUGCAGCAAGGAAACCCGCCACUUCGGCACCCUACACGGCACUUCACUUGACACACACGGCUCGCGAGCGCGACGCAACCACCACGCGCGAACACCAAACGCGUACUACCUAAAAACGGUGCACUUUUCACACGCCAAACCACGACCGAUAAGGACCGGUCAAUGUAAAUUCAACGUGAACGACAGAGACAGAAAUAGUAGCGUAUGGAAACGGGCGUGGCUCCGGAAACGCAUAAGAACGACUUCGGGAGGUGGAAGUGACAUUUUGGCGUACAAGAACGCUUACGAUGAAGUUAAAUUAGGGGCUUCUUUAAAGCAAGCUGCAGAGAAGCACGGCGUUAACUAUGUAUCUCUUUUGAGAUACAAGCGAAAGCCGUAUGCAGUUAAUUAA
Molecule: messenger RNA, 405 nt
Organism: Diatraea saccharalis (sugarcane borer)
Lineage: Eukaryota; Metazoa; Arthropoda; Insecta; Lepidoptera; Crambidae
Source: the annotation of a GenBank genome assembly